AAUGAAUAUGCAUGACAAUGAUUUAGAGUAAAUAUACUCUUGCUACCUUUAUGAUAUAUCUACAUCCCCUUUUGAUUGACGAAACAACAAAAGAGUUCCUUAUCCGCAGUCAUUUGCAAUGCUGAAGACAUCUAUUUCUAUAUGCAUCUUGUUUGUGUUGAUCAUGUUGACACAAUUAUGUCAAGUUGGUGCUUGGUUACCUCCUCCUGUUGCAUUUACAGCGACAUUGCCUUCAGGUAACACAACAGUGUCAGUUGGAAAUAGAGUCAAAUACAACCAGAUCCAUUCUGCUACAGGGGACCCACCUGUAUAUGAUAUCGAUACGGGUAUUUUUACUGUUCCAACCGGUCGAACUGGUGUUUACUCUGUGUCUGUUUCCAUGAUGUCAGGCUUUCAAAGUUCUCACCUUACUCUAAGAAAAAAUGGAGUGAUUAUGGUGUGGCUAUUCACUAGUAAAGAUUAUAAUAUGGCAUCCCAAACUAUUAGCGUUAAUCUGGCAGAGGGCGACCUGAUUUUUGUACAAAUGAACAGCGGGGCUAGUCUGUUUAGUGUUUAUAACACUUUCAGUGCUGUUAAGAUAGCAUAAACUACAUCCAUAUAUACAUAUAUAUAUUUUUUUAAAAGCAACCUGAUAUAACAUAAUAAUUCAACAUAUUCAAUUCAAUACAUUAUUUACAUGUCAGCCAGCCAUUUAAGACGUAUGAUGCACUGCUA
Molecule: messenger RNA, 714 nt
Organism: Mytilus trossulus (common blue mussel)
Lineage: Eukaryota; Metazoa; Mollusca; Bivalvia; Mytilida; Mytilidae
Exons: 3
Coding region: 119-586 (155 amino acids)
Molecular function (GO): protein binding
Source: RefSeq, a predicted model, not a curated record